AUGACUCUGCUGGACGUGUGGCUGUCGCGCUCUCUCCCCAUGUGCCUGCUGCUCCAUAGCCUGGUUCUCAUGGCGCUGUGCUUCCCCUCGGCUAGCAUGUGCCCCAAAGGCUGCAUCUGCCAACGGGACUCCCACCUGCACGGUUUGAACGUAAGCUGCAGCCACGCCCGCUUCAAGGAGAUACCCGCGGGUUUACCAGUGGACACCGUUCUCCUGCGACUCGACCACAACCAAAUCGGAACAGUUCCCGAUCAGAUUUUCCACGGAUUGCGGUAUCUGAGGGAGUUGAACUUGUCAUACAACAUCGUUGAGACUCUUGGUGAAGGCGCUUUCAGUGGCAUCGAAGCGACACUGCAAGUCUUGGACCUUUCGCACAAUCGGAUUACAAGCGUCCAUAAGGAUGCGUUCGCCAGGUUGAAGGCAAGGGUGAUUGUGGAUGAUAACCCGUGGCACUGCGAUUGCACCUUACAGCAGGCGAUAGGAGGGAUGGCGCACAACCACGAGGCGGCCGCAAGGGUGCUGUGCCGGAGUUCCGAAAUAAGGGACCAGGAAGGCCGGCCAUUUUUGGCAGUGGACACAGAUCUUUGCAACUUGGCAAAAAGGACAACAGACUACGCUAUGCUUGUCACGAUGUUUGGUUGGUUCGCCAUGGUGAUUUCCUACGUGGUCUACUAUGUGCGGCAGAAUCAGGAGGACGCACGACGGCAUUUGGAGUACCUUAAAUCGCUCCCAAGCAAGCCCAAGAAACCGGACGAAGCGGACGAUAUAAGCACUGUUGUCUAA
This is a messenger RNA of Periophthalmus magnuspinnatus, 783 nucleotides long. It is a transcript of the gene lrrc3b, whose product is annotated as leucine rich repeat containing 3B. Lineage: Eukaryota; Metazoa; Chordata; Actinopteri; Gobiiformes; Gobiidae. Bases 1 to 783 code for a protein of 260 amino acids. The transcript has a single exon. The record is from RefSeq and is a predicted model, not a curated record. Gene Ontology annotation, molecular function: protein binding.